Molecule: messenger RNA, 1035 nt
Organism: Carlito syrichta (Philippine tarsier)
Lineage: Eukaryota; Metazoa; Chordata; Mammalia; Primates; Tarsiidae
Product: beta-taxilin-like
Exons: 5
Molecular function (GO): syntaxin binding
Source: RefSeq, a predicted model, not a curated record
GCUGCUCCAUCGGUGCCUGUGGCGUGUGUGUGUGUGUGUGUGUGUGUGUGUGUGUGUGUGUGUGUGUAUUGGGUUUCUCUCUCCCGUGUAAGAACACAGCCAGCCGGCCUUCCCCUGCUGUUGCUGCUGCUCUGACUUGCUUUUUGCUGCCACUUUCCUCUCCUCUCUCUUCUUGCUUACUCCUUGCCUUCUGAUACCACUUCCAGUAUGGAGACCAGUCACUCUGAGCAGCUCUCAGCAGAACAGCAAUCAACACUCCCAGGGGACAGCUCAUCAUCACCCAGUCAAAAUGGCCUGGAGAAGCAAAAUGGCCAGGAUUCCUCAACCUCACUCCAAGCACCAGAUAAAGAGGCAAGUCGGCACUCCGAUAUUUCUGAAGAGUUGAAUCGACAAUUGGAAGACAUCAUAAACACGUACGGGUCUGCUACCAGCACAGCAGGGAAAGAGGACCCUGUCAGGGCCAAGGAGCAGACUGAGAAUGCAGAAUCACCUGACAAUGAGGAUGGGGACUGUGAAGAAACAAUGGAACAGUCUGAGAGAGAACCCAUUGCUUCUGGAGAGCCAUCCACAGUCAAAGAGACUGUCAGCAAUAAAGAGCAAAAACCAGAAAAGAAAAUUCUAAAAGGAUUAGGCAAAGAAGCCAACCUGCUCAUGCAAAAUCUGAACAAGUUGCAAACACCUGAAGAAAAGCUUGACUUUUUAUUCAAGAAGUACGCCGAACUGCUGGAUGAACAUCGCACUGAGCAAAAGAAGUUAAAGCUCCUACAAAAGAAACAGGCACAAGUCCAAAAAGAAAAGGACCAGUUACAAAGUGAACACAGCAGAGCCAUCCUUGCUCGAAGCAAACUGGAGAGUCUGUGCCGGGAGCUGCAGAGACACAACAAGACGCUGAAGCCGUUGGUAAUGGAUUUGGAUAGGUUUAGAGAGGACAGCAUCAAUUUGUCUUUUGAUAAGAUUAGUAAAAUGGCGAAACACCCAGGGACCGAAGGUUAUGAGCAAAAGGAGGCAAAAGAGGGGGCCCAAGACAGGGAGAAG